CCUUAUAACAAAUUAGUUUAUGUUCUGAAAAGUCAUAGUGGAGAAAUAUACUGGCUGUUUACUACUGAGGAUGCCGUCAAAAGCUCAGCAACCGUGGAUCCAAGCACGGGACUCCUUUACAUUGGCUCUCAUGACCAGCACGCUUAUGCUCUAGAUAUCUAUAGAAAGAAGUGUGUUUGGAAGUUAAACUGUGGAGGAACUGUCUUUUCUUCCCCUUGCUUGAGCCUGAAUCCACAUCGCUUGUAUGUUGCUACACUGGGAGGACUCUUACUGGCUGUGGAUCCUGCUACUGGGAACAGAGUUUGGAAACAUUGCUGUGGAAAGCCCCUCUUCUCUUCUCCACGAUGUUGCUUACAGUAUAUUUGUAUUGGCUGUGUAGAUGGGAAUUUACUCUGCUUUACUCACUUGGGAGAACAGAUUUGGCAGUUCUCUACCAAUGGACCCGUUUUUUCAUCCCCGUGUACCUCAGCAUCAGAGCAAGAAAUAUUUUUUGGGUCUCACGAUUGCUUUAUCUACUGCUGUAAUGUGCAAGGUGACCUCCAGUGGAAAUUUGAAACGACGUCAAGGGUGUACGCAACACCGUUUGCUUUCCAGAACCACAGUCGCAGCAAUGAAAUGCUGGCAGCAGCUUCCACUGAUGGGAAACUGUGGAUCUUGGCAUCUCAGAGUGGACAACCCCAAAGUGUGUAUGAACUUCCCGGAGAAGUCUUCUCCUCUCCUGUGGUCUGGGAAUCAAUGCUCAUUAUCGGGUGUAGAAAUAAUUAUGUUUAUUGCCUGGAUCUAUUAGGUGGCAAUCAAAAAUAUAGUCCUUGUUAGUAUGUAGAUGUGAAAUGUUUGAAAAUAUUUUGCCAUUAGCCUGUGGAGAGUCUUAUUUUAUAUUAAAGAUUAUAUUUUGGUUAAGAAACUUGUCUGCUAUGCUUUAUUGAAGAAUGUUUUACACCCAUAAGAGCAACAAAAGCUUUUAGUAGUUAGAGAAGAAAACACAAUAUAUUUAGUACCACUGUCUUUUAAUUAGGUGUGAUUUCGUGUGUUAAUUUGACUGGGGUAAGGGGUGCCCAGAUAGCUGGUGAAACAUCACUCCUGGCUGUAUCUGUGAGGAUGUGUCUGGGAGAUUAGGAAUUGGAAUCCGUAGACCGAAUAAAAAAGCGUCGCCCUCACCCGUAUGCCAGUGUGGCUGGGCAUCCAGUCUGAUUGAAGGCCUCACUAGAAUAAAAGACAGAGGAAGGGUGAAUUCGCUCUUUUCUGUUUCUUCCAUAAGGAAGAGAGAGAGACAACACCCCCACUGAGGCAUUGACACUGUGGUCCACCUCCACCUUUGGCCAGCCCCAGACCAUGGGCACAUGUGUGCCUGGUGUGCUCAGGGAAGUCUCCAGACACAGAUCCAGAACCUGCCCAUGGGGGUGGGAUCGGCCUCCCAGAGCCUGUGUCUUACACUGUGCCACCUCUUCUUGUGUCAGCUCCUUCUCUUCUUGAAUGAGGACAUCCGUCGUCUUCUGCCCUUGGACAAGAGUUCCUUGUCCUCAGGCUUUGAGAGUCUGGGUCUCACACCAGCAGCCCCACCUCUCCCUGGUUUUCGGGCCCGGGAGUUAUACUGCUGACUCUCUGGAGUCUACACCUCACAGCAAUAGUGGGACUUCGCAGCCUCCAUAAUCACAUGAGCCAAUUCCCAUGAUAAU
This is a messenger RNA of Tupaia belangeri chinensis (Chinese tree shrew), 1676 nucleotides long. Its product is annotated as beta-alanine-activating enzyme-like. Gene Ontology annotation, biological process: amino acid activation for nonribosomal peptide biosynthetic process. The annotation marks the transcript as partial. Gene Ontology annotation, molecular function: protein binding. The record is from RefSeq and is a predicted model, not a curated record. NCBI's taxonomy places the organism in Eukaryota, Metazoa, Chordata, Mammalia, Scandentia, Tupaiidae. The transcript is spliced from 4 exons.